Molecule: messenger RNA, 12586 nt
Organism: Hypanus sabinus (Atlantic stingray)
Lineage: Eukaryota; Metazoa; Chordata; Chondrichthyes; Myliobatiformes; Dasyatidae
Gene: prrc2b
Product: proline-rich coiled-coil 2B
Exons: 33
Coding region: 602-7852 (2416 amino acids)
Biological process (GO): cell differentiation
Source: RefSeq, a predicted model, not a curated record
GCCAUCAAACUUUACAACUCCUUCCUGGAGUGUCAGACACCCUGAGCCAAUAGGCUGGUUCUGGACUUAAUUUCCCACUUGGCAUGAUUAACAUUAUUAUUUAAUUAUCUAUGGUUCUAUAUUGCUAUAUUUCUUCAGUAUUCUUAGUGGUGCGGCUGUAACGAAACCCAAUUUCCCUCAGGAUCAAUAAAGUAUGUCUGUCUGUCUGAUUCCCUGACUGCAAAUCAUCGCUUUUCCGCAAGAGACGCCACGGCGCCCGUUCCCCGGCUGCAAUUCCCGGGACUGUCGCCAGGUGUCGUCACGGCGUAGUUUCUGCGGCUGCAGUUCCCAGAGCCGCCGCCAGAUGUCGCCCGGCACGGAGGCUCAGUCUCUGAGCCCGGUUUCCGAGGCCGGAGUCGAUUUCUCGUCAAUCCUUUUGCUUAGGCCCUGGAUCCUUCUCCAUCCGCCUCCAUCGGGCUGUCUUUCGGCGCCGAUCCCCGUUUCCCGUUGUAGUUGAGGCUGCGGAAGCCCUGGGAACGAGCCGAGGUUGGUGUUUCUGAGUGAGCGGCACGUUCUCAGCGGUGCUGAAAACAACCAGGGUACUCGAUGACAUUCCAGCGCGAUGUCAGAGCGUUUGGGGCCAACUACCAAGGGGAAGGAUGGAAAAGCGAAGUACUCCUCCCUCAGUCUGUUUGAUAAAUAUAAAGGAAAGUCUUUAGAAACCCAGAAACAUUCAGGAGUUGUUCCUCGACAUGGCUUGCAAAGUCUUGGUAAAGUGGCUGCUGCUCGGCGCAUGCCACCGCCUGCAAAUCUUCCCAGCUUGAAGGCUGAAAACAAAGGAAACGAUCCAAACGUGACAAUUGUACCAAAAGACGGAACAGGAUGGGCAAGCAAACAGGAGCAGCCGGACCAAAAGAAUACCAGUGUAUCAGCAGCACAGCAGCCGGAGUCGCUGUCACAGCCAGUUUCACAGACGUCUGCCUCCAAUGUGGCAAAAGCAGCUCCAGUCCAAGAGAGCACAAAUUCAACACAAGGUGGAGUAAAGUCGUGGGCACAAUUAAAAGCAAAGCCAGUAGGACCAGGGCCUGGAGCUGGCACAAAGGGAUUAAACAAGCAGUUACCAUUCUCUCACGAGGAAUUUCCAACACUGAAAGCAGCUGGAGACCAGGAAAAGGCUGGAAAAGAAAAGGACACCACAGAUCAGUCAUAUGGGCCAGGACCAAGCCUCCGCCCACAAAAUGUAGCUAUUUGGAGGGAGGGUGGUGGUCGAAACCUAAACCCCACAGCAGCAUCAACUAUAUCACCACCAGAGAUGGAAGCCAAAAGCUCAGGCCAAGAUGAACCGGUAAAUGUGCCAGUGUCAUCAAGCGAGCCAAAAGAACCUUCCCUACGGCCUGCUACUCCACUGAGGAGAGGAUCAGGAAUGUUGCAGACUGGGUCUCACCAGUUCCCACCUACCUACCGUGAUAUGCUGCCUACAUUUAUGUGCCCACCACAAUCACAACCUCAGUCUACCCCUGUACUUGGUCCACAAGGGUCUUUACAGUACCCGUUCCAGCCACCUGAGCCAAUAAAAUAUCCCCGUGGAGUUUCUCGUUCUGUUCGCCCAGUUAGGCCUGCUCGGCGACCUGGUGAGCCUGCUGACCGACCUGCCAUCAUUAAUCCUGAUGAUCUGAAAGAACUGGAUCAGCUGGAUAUUGAAACAGAAGAUGGUUGGGCAGGUGAACACGAGGAAGUGGAUUAUUCAGAAAAACUUAAAUUCAGUGAUGACGAUGAUGAAGAGGUCUCAAGAGAGAGGAAAGAAAAAUGGGAAAGGGAUAUGAAAGUGGUACGCCAACGCUCUUUAACUGCUAAGCUUGAAGCAAAGGUGGAACCCUCCAUUUGUAGUGAAUCCAUUUGGGGCAACGCAUUAUCUUCCAACCAACCAAGCCAUGGGUUUCAAGAUGUUGAGCCACGUUGGAGCUUGAAUACUGCUGAGACAAGGACUGGCGUCUUCCAAAAACUGACAGGAGCUAAUAGGUGGGCAGAUUCUCAUGUUGAGAAAGACGAAGUUUGGCGACAGAGGCCAAAUUCUGGUACCAAUGAACGUUCUGAGGCAUUGGAGCGAGUCAGGAGGAGGCGUGAAGAAGAGGAACGUCGAGCUCAGGAAGAGAGACUAGCUGCUUGUGCUGAGAAAUUAAAGAAACUCGAUCAAAAACGUGGAGUGGUAGAGAACUCUGUUAAGUUUGACAUGCAGAAAAAAGAUGAUGUUGAAACUAAGGAAAGCAAGGACUCUGUACCUCUGUCUACACAGCAGAAGCCCUACACUGAGAACAAGCAGAAUUUACCAAAAGAAAAACGUGAGCUGCCUGUGGAACUCAAUGCCGAGGACAAGGUGAAAAAAGAAGUUCCUGCAGCCACUGCUGAAAGCGAUGAUGAAAACAAUGCACAGGGUAUUGAGCCUGCACCGCCAAUUCAGAACUAUGGCAAGUUCCAUAAGUCUUUGCCGCCUAGGUUUCAACGGCAACAACAGGAACAGCUAUUAAAGAUGCAGCAGAGGCAGCAGCAACAACAUCAACAACAGGGACCUUUAAUUCCACCACCGGUUGCACCACCACAUGCCCACACUCAGAGGCAUGUCUAUCCAAGUCCAGUUGGCCCACCCCCUCCACACAUGCUUGGUUAUGAUCCUCGUUGGAUGAUGAUGCCUUCGUAUAUGGAUCCUCGACUGACCCCUGGGAGAGCACCCAUUGACUUUUACCCAUCGAGUGUUCUUCCCUCUGGAUUGAUGAAGCCAGUGAUGCGCCCCGAUCACUCUGACAAUGUUACUUCAGGAUCUGAGCAGCAAGAGAGGUCCUCAAUAUUGUUACAGGAAAAAAGAACUCCACCGGCAGAGCCACAAUUCAGUUGGAGUCAGGACGACUACUCAACUGCUCAAAACAGGGCUUUUAUGUUAAAUUCUCAGGAUGGUGCUGCAGAAGAGAGAGGAACGAGGAAUGAAAGACUUCCCACUCCACCUGUGAGAGCAGAUCCAAUUUCCCAGCAAACCAUGAAGAUACAGAGAGAUCCAUUUGAGGAACAGAUUGAAGAAUAUAGGGUUGCACCAGCAGACAAAUUGCUAAAUAUAGUUCGCUUAGAGUCACAGACUGAGCUAAUUAAAGAUCAAAGACCUGAAGCGGCUCCAAAUAUGUCAGCAGUGCUUGGAAGGGAUGUUCUUUUCCAGCAUCAAACAAAUCCCCCAUUACUUCAUAAAGAACUCUUCUCAUCCGAAUCCGAGCAGGAUGGACUGAAUGGGCCUUCUAGAGACAGCACUGAGCCAACAAAGUGUGUUGAAAAUAUUGAAGAGAUUGUAUCUCAUACCUGGGAUUAUGUGCAUCAGAAAGAGCAUCCUAGCCCAAAGGAUGAUGAACAUGAUGAUACCAGAGAGGAAAAAAGCUUUAGAACUGAAAUAUGGCAAACUGAUAAGUUGUCAAAGAUAGAGUCUAAACCUGCAUCUCAGUGGGAGCCAUUAAAAGGAAACCAUGUUGAUCGUCGUGAGACUGUCGGGAAAAUGAUAGGUAGGAGAUCAGGGCCAAUUAAAAAACCAGUUCUUAAAGACCUCAAGACUGAAAAGAAUGAAGAGGCAGAUAAAGUAAAAUUGGAAUCUUUUCAGAAAACCCUUCAGAAUAAAGUUGAACAGAUAAAGACUGAGGGUAAGGUGGUGAAAUCUAAUGGAAGCAUUGCAACUCCAUCACAAACUGCCAUGUCAUGUUUGAACAUCAGACAUAAAGAACUGUCUGUCUCACCAGUGCCUCCAGCUAAAUUUGACUGGGAAAUAGAGAAACCACAAAGAAAGGAGAAUAAAGCAUGGGAAAUGAGACCAAUGAAUAAAGAGAACAUUGAUUUCCCUCCACCACAGAGGGGAAACUGGAUUGAAGAUGAAGAUCAACAAAAUUUUAGUAAUCGAGGCCAAGGGCGUGUAAGGGGUAGAGGUCGAGGAGAUUUCUCUGGCAGAGUUGGAGAGAUCAGAAGCUCUUACAAUAACAAUUUCAGCAGAGGAAGUCGGCAACAUCCUAAGGAGUACUGUAAUUCAUUAGAAGAUGGACAAAAGAACUCCAACAGACGUCGAAAUGCUAGUGAGACACGCAGUGAAGGGUCUGAAUAUGAAGAUAUACCAAAGCGGCGGAGGCACAGGGGGUCUGGAACUGGCAAUGAUGCCACAAUUGAAUCAACAUAUUCUGACAGAGAGGGUAAAAAUAUGUUCAAAGACCCUCUGAGGAGAUCCAAGAGGAUACCUGAUGGGACUGUCAUUGGUGAAAUGGAAGAUGAAAGAGGACCAUCAAAAAUGUUUGAGAGGGCAUUACCUCCUCGUUUAAGUAACUCUGGGAGAGGGCGCAACUUUGUUCCUCGUGGAAUGCCCUCAAGACAAAACAGAACAGGUAUGUUCAAGCUAAAUGGUACCUAUCAACUAAAUGGAGAUGUUUCAUCUUCCCUGAUGUUGUCUAAAAGGCAGCCUCCAAAGGAAUCUACAAAAGCGCUCAACAGGGCUUUGGAAGUGGCACUAGAAAAUGCUGGAGAGGAAAAUGGAGUGGUUGAUAAACUCUCUUUUUCUGGAACCUCGGCCACAGAAGAUCAGCCACCCAAAAGGGAGCGGUCAAUGGAUAUGCCACCACGAAGAAGGAGACCUCCUCGACAGGACAAGCCUCCACGAUUCAGGAGACUUAAACAAGAAAGAGAUGCAGCCUCUGAGAUAAACAAUGAUGUAUGUGUUCCUGCAGACAAUUAUAUAUCUAGCGUGACUACAAGAACAGAUGAUCAGGAAAUGGCUUCCCGUGUUGCUGGAAAUAAGUCUCCAGAUCUAUCUAACCAAAAUUCCUCGGAUCAAGCAAAUGAGGAGUGGGAAACGGCUUCUGAAAGUAGUGACUUUACUGAGAGAAGAGAUAGAGAGAACAGAACAUCCCUGAAUAACUUGCCUCCUGAGAUAGAUGUGGCAGACACCGGACUUGGGCAGAGAAAAGAGUUGGCUAAACGCAGUUUCUCUAGCCAACGCCCAGUUGAUAGACAAAACCGUCGGGCAAAUCCGGGAUACGGUGGAAAAUCUCCAAAGACGAAUGGAACUGGUCCCAGAAAUGAAAAAGCAUCUGGUCAACCACCAAGAAGCAAACGGUUUGUAGAAGAUCAACUGUGUGAUCAGGUAGCUGUCAAUGGAGGGAAUGUCAACACAGUAUAUUGUAUAGAGCGUGUGGUUCCCAAUGACCCAGCAGCUGUACAAAAUGCAGUGAAGGACGUAUCAAAUAAAAAGAAGGAAAAGGAUGUAAAACCUGGUGUGAAAAAGCCGAAAGAGAAGACUGAUGCUUUGGCUCAGUUUGAUUUAAAUAAUUAUGCAAGUGUUGUCAUUAUUGAUGAUCAUCCAGCUGUAGCUGUGGAGGAACAGCAGUCUGUGUCAACUGUGAAUGAUGGUUUUACUGAAGUAAUCUCAAAAAAGCACCGCCGUUUGCUCGAAGAAGAGCGCAGGAAGAAAGAACAAACUUUGCAGGCACCUGGGAAAAGUAGGAAUGAGAAGAGUUGGACAUCUUCAUCCAAGAUUCCUCCUCGUUUUGUCAAAAAGCAGCUGAUUUCCAAUGCAAUAACUGAACAGACAGAGGAAAGCUUCUCUAAGGUGCAGUCCACAUCCAGCAGUCUAGGAACAGAAAUCUGGGAGAACUCCAGUGCAGCUCUUCCUGUUCAGGCUACCAGCAGUGAUGUUUGGGCGAAACCUUUGAAUACUUACACAGGGUCUGAAUCUACUUGCACUGAAAGUUUCAAGGCAAGUCAACCUGACAGUGGAGUUGAACUCAGUGCUGAUUCUCAAGGUUCAUCUGCAACAUCCUCACAGCGAAGCUCACCGUAUGGCGCUCUGAAGCCAGAGGGAGGAGUAGUGACUGAAGUAAGUGGAGCCAGUGCAGACUCGUCAGUAGAUAAAUCAAAUGGAAAAACAGAAGAUGCGAAAGAACCACGGCAAAAAUCAGAAAGACCAGAGAGCAAGAUUCCAGACCCAGCUGAAGGGCAGAGCAAAGACCACAAACCUGGACCAAUAGGAAAUGAACGAUCUCUGAAAAACAAAAAGGCUAAGGAGUGUCUGGAACCAGAAGGAGCAGAGCGAAGUGAUGGGGGCAUCAAUUCAAAAACUGCAGCUGAUAACAGAGCAAAUUCCAAAACGGGGCUGGAUUUGCACGUAGACUCUGUCAUUCCAGUUCCACCAAUUGAGUUUGGAGUGAGCCCGAAGGAUUCUGAUUUCAAUUUGCCUCAGAACUCCGUGCCGAAUUCUGUUUCCAACUCAAUCACUAAAUUGCAGGAUGUAUUGGUGAACAAUGUGACGCUGAGCCAGUCAAUCCCUAUUCUGCGACGAGAGCAUCUCCAGCAGGGUCCCAAUCUCACUCCUGUUUCCAUAUCAAGCACAGACCUUACAUUAAAGAUGGAAUCUGCUCGCAAAGCCUGGGAAAAUUCUCCUAAUGUUGCUGAGCAGAGCUCUCCUGGUAGCAGUAGUGCCAGUACACAGACUCCAUGUAACACUGGCCCACCUAAUGGUGUAGGCUACAGCUCAAUUGGAUGUUCUUCUGUGCCACCUAUGCCCAUGGUGUCAGUUGCACCUUCAGUAUCUUUGCCAGGGAGCCAUAUUUCCCCUUUGUACAUGGAUGGUCAUGUUUUCGCCAGUCAGACCCGCCUCCUUCCUCAAUCAAUUCCACAGCAGCAAAGUUUCCAGGCUGGACUCUCUCAGGCUGCUGCAGCACAUCAGAUUCCAAUGCCCGUACAUACAUCCUUACAGGCCCAGGCACCCCUUGGAUUGAGAAAUGGAUUGCCUGUCUCCCAAUCUCAAGAGAUGUUUGGUUCAAUGCAGCCAUUCAGGUCACAAGUGUAUAUGCAUGCCAGUCUGUCUCAGCCAUCCACAAUGGUCUUGUCCGGGGCUCCUCUGAAAACUCCAUAUACAGCUUUCCCUGCAGUUCCAACCUCCGAUAUGGUAAAGCCACAGCCAGGGUCUCAUUAUCAAGCAAUUGGAGGAAAUCAAACACUCAUGUAUGAAAGUCAACUAAACCAACCUGGGCUCACCACUUCACAGAUCCUAGACUCUCAGCUGAUACAGGUGACCAUGUCCAUGCCUGGAUCCCAGUUGUCGCUACCUAGAUUUGGCUCGGGCCAGCAACAAUUGAUUGCAUUAACGCAGUCCAUCCAGCUUCCCCAGGCACAGAGCAUGAGUGUUGGAGGGACCAGAAGAAUCUUGCCCCCAGGAUCACAACCUCCUAUUUUACCUACUGGCAGAGAGAUUCCACAAAUUGAUCUGAAAGCUUUUCAAUUUGCAGACAACAAACAGAUUUCCUCUGGGAUCUCUGGAGGUCCUGUACCAAACCUCUUCAGACCUAGUUGUUCAAGCCCAAGUGGGAAAACUUCUGGACCCGGACCAGCUGCUAACACAAUGGGCCUAAAUAUUCCCGGAGCUAUCCAGGGCCACUACGCCCAGCAGAUACCACCUCCACCCCAGGGCAACAUGAUCAUGCACAUGAGGCCUCCCAAUGUAGGAACAUACCCAACUCCAAUACAGCGUCCUGUAAUGCAAAUGAACAAAGGGCCCAUUGCACCUUCUAUCACAGUACGCCCGCCUCGAAUGCAUAGCUCCAGUCGAGAAAAUUCUGUGCCAGCAAUUCGCACUUGCAACUCUGAAAGAGGAGAAGAAGAUAUCAAGGCUAAACAGCGGGCAGAGGUGCUACAGUUGACCCAAAAAUUCUUUGAACAGCAUCAGCAGGGGAAGCUUGCUAACCUUACCCAGAAAGUAGAACCAGCCACUUCUAAUGCUGACCAUGGAGAAGAAAGCUCAACCUUAAAUGUAUCAAACAUUCAGGACCCAGCCAGCGAGGCUGUGACACAGGAAAGAGCUCUUUGAACUGGACCAGUUGUACACAUUGGCAUUAAAGCAGAAGAUGGGGAAGCAUAAGGAUCCCCUACAGUUUAAAAAAAAUGAUAUAUAUCUAAAUAUAUAUGUAUAUAAAAAUCAGAAAGGACCCGGGAUAUCUGGAAUGCUAAGACUUCAUUUUUUUUAAAUGCUGUUUCAUUUGCUGCUCAGUCUUUUAAAGCAGAGAGUAAAACUGAUACCAGUGCAAGGUAAUGUGAACUUGAAGUUUUUGUACUUCUCAUUAGAGGAUAAUUAUUAAUUCAGUAUCCACAGUUGAAUUCAGGAUAUGUAUCCAACUUGGGCAAGAGAGUAUCCAUUUGAAACGGUGCAGGAUGGCUGCAUAGAAGAAUUGUACUGAGUUCUGGUUGUUGAUGUGCUGGUUUCCUUUCAUACACAGUAAAUUGCACCUGACGUCACAGCUUUACAGCAUGGUGCAUCAGCUAACUUCUAAAAUCAUUGGUUCUUUUGUGAUGGAGGAAAGAAAUCAGAAAAUUGGAAUAUCUAAAUUAUUUCUGUGACAGACUUGCAGAAAGGCGUAGUUGCUGAAUGUCACUUGAUAAUCGAAUCAUGUUUAUUUUGGCCAUGUUACACUGAAAAAUUGGUUGACCAAGAUGUAGUGCAUUUCAACUUGUGAUUUUCAUAAUGACUGAAAUUGCAGUUCCCACAGUAGUAGUAAUUUUACUUGGAGAAAUUGCAGCUGAAUGCAGUUUUAUUAGUUGUUUGAUGGUUUAUUUCAGUUCAUUUCUGUACACUUAGUAACUGCCACCUAAAUGGUUUGUUAAUUGUUUGCAACUGAAGCUGGUUGGCAACUUUGAUAACGUCUAGAGUUUGACUGGUAAACUUCACUACUUGCAUCAUAUUUUCUCCUUUACAAUCAAAAAUGAGUUAUGAAUAAUGCUGUAUUUCCAAAGUGGCUAAUUGGACCAUUUGAAUUAGACUUUAGCACACAUAUUACUGCCCAAAAUAUAAAUCCUUAUCCAGCACUGUAGUUUCUGUAUGUGCUAAAUGUUGAGAAAAAUUGUUGGUUCUGCAAAGUGAGAAUCCUUUCCUGGAGGAGCAUGACACCAAAAUGGAAUAGGUACUCAUUUGUUAAAAAUAGUACCAUGCUUGCAAGUCAUGACCUGUAUAGUGCAUGUGGGUAAAUAUAAUAAAUGAAUGUGCAUAUGUAAUCAUGCGCAUUGCAAUAACUUAGCAACUUUGGCAUCAAUGUUGUCGGACUACUGCAGGGAGUCCUGUAAGGCUGAACUGUCCUUGACUUUGUUAUUUAGAGUUCUGUACUCCACUGUACAUAGUUCACUAGUAUACAAGUAUAUCAUGAAUGUUGGCCUCCAUUUGUCUAAUGGACUGGAUUCUCUUGAAGAGAUGUGCAUUUCGAAUCCAAGGGUUUAAAUUCUAAGAGUACAUUCUGGUAAAUGACCUUUGACAUUUUACCUGCCAUUAUGUUGGAUCAAAUGUGGGUGGAAGGAUUUAAUUUAGCUUAUUUGCAGUCAUCAGUUACGUUAGUAGAAACAAGUCUGUUUGGCACUAUUGCAGGGUUUGAGUUAGUACUGUAUGUGAUGAUACUGAAUGUGUUGUACGUGGCACAUUCCAGCUGACUGCUGGGUUCACUUCAUUAACAUUCUUAUUGCCAGUGAACUGGUCUAGACAACUACAAGUAUGUGCGUAUGUUAAUUCACCCACACUAAUAUCUUUGCUGAUAGAUUGUUUGUUCAGUUAUUGUGUCUCACACAACUGAACAGGUCCUUUUACUGAGCUCCAGAGCAGUUUUUUCUGUAUCUCCACUUCUCAUUCAGGUUGUUUGCUUUAACAUAAGAGGGUAUAACAACGGUUGUCAUACUAACAUUUCUUCUCUGGGAGUUUCCAAUUCACAAAUUUUGGUAUCACUUUUAUACAUUUGAUUAUAAUUUUCAAAUUUCAUGAAAAUCAGCAAGAUUUAAUCAAAGGUCUCACCAGUUCUUCCUUUGAGGGGAGGGGGUUAUCAUCUCACAUUUUGAAGUAGUCAUUAGUGUUAACAGACAGCUAAUUUAUAUAAAGCAAAACAAUCACCUUGAUAUUUUUAUUGUGUUGUGUAACCUUGACAUCCCAUAACAUUGUGUGAAUUUGUAAGGAAUCCAACAGUGUAGAUCAAUGUUUUACAAAGUUGUGGCAUAAUUUAAGUUGUCUGCAGAUGAUGGAUUUAGAAUUUUCAGUUUGUAUUAUAUAAUUUGUUGGAGAAAUGGGGAGGAAUCAGAUGGGAGACAAUAAUUAUGUGAUUGGAGAAUCUGAAAAGCAAUGAGACAUAGUUUUUAAAACUGAAUUUAAGUAACAACAGGUAUCGUUUUGAUCUCGGGCUCAUCUUGAGUUAGUGUUGAAUGCAAUCUCGCAUUAUUUUCCCAUUUUCCCAUCGAAAGCUCAUAGUCUCUGUCAAGUGAAUGCACUUAUAAUUCUAGCCUGUCAAUGCAGAUAUCAGUUUUUAAACUGCUAAAAUCUUGCCACCAAUUUUUCAAUGUUUAUUAACCUUGAUAACUAUAUGCUGAAGUGAAAUGCAGCGGAGUAAUCAGAGAAAGUAACUGGUACCUCCAGUUACAGUAUCUUUUCAAUGUACUUUGGUAGAAAAGUGACUUGCAUUGUCAAUUUCAAUAAACAACAGAACAUUUAAGAAAGGAAUUAGAGCAAAUGAACAGGAGGGGCAUGGUUGACAAAACUAUUAUUAAAGAACCUAAAGCUAUUCAAACAGCUUCUAGUGUAAAAUAAUACUCUGAAUUGUUCAUUAUCAGGUAUUUAUGUAGCAUUAUGAUUCUUUGUAAAGGUGCCUGCACUUUUAAGAGAUUCAAGUCCACAGCCUGAGAAAUAGAGUUGUCCUCAUUUUGUUUUGUAGUUUCAGAAGGUAGCAAUGCAUCAUGGUGAUCUUUGCCUCUGCAGUUAAAUGAAAGCUUUGUGUACUGACAGAAGUUCAAGUUUUGGUAAAAAGAGGGUAAGGUGUCAAGUGCACAAAGGAACUCUCCAUGAUGACUGUCGUAAAGCUCAUGUUAUCUAAUCAACAUGUGCUUAUAAUCUGAGUGUACCAUUUGCUUUCUUCUGCCAACGAAGCCACAUGCAAACCAAGGUGAGUUUCCAAGGAGUUAGCUGGUGGGCAAAUUUAGAACGUGGAUCUUUGUGACUGUCAACUUGACUAUCUGGUUUUCUGUUAUCUGUCAUUGGUAUUUUAAUCUCUUUACAAAAGUGUGGUGUUCCAUAAUUUUAAGCACUACGCAUGGGCUUAUUUUCUUGAAUACUGUAAGGAUAUGCAACACUUCUAAAGACCUGGCCCUUUAAGCUCCUGCAACCAUAACCCAACUUGCCACCUGAUGGAUGAUUCUCUUUCCCAGCAGUCCCCUAUUGUCUAGUGCUUUUGUUUGACAAUAUUAUAGGCAAGAAGCCUAGCGUUCUCGAGUCUUUUUUCCUACAGGAAUGUUUGCCCCAAUUCAACAGGGCAAACAAAGGAGAAUGGUUUCCUUAUGUACAAAAUGAGAUUUCCUCUUUAAAGAUCAACAAUUUUGCUAUAAAAAUAGAUAUCCCUGUAAUGCAUUUCUCAGAACACUUGUGUAAUCAGUGAAGCAGUCCCACUGGUGAGUUCUUCUGAAUCAAUGGUCUCCUGAACACUACAUUAUUUAAUAUGUACUGAUGUGUUGAAACGUACCAGCAUUGGGUAUGUUUUACAGUGAUCAAUUAUUUAUAUAUUGUCUUGACAACUCUGUGUAAUGGUGGGGCCAAAAGACCUGUGCACGUUUUCAGAAAUUUGUUAAUGUUUAUCUUAAAUAAUCCAUUUGCAAAUGUUCACUUGAGUUUCUUGUUCUCAAGCAUCUGACAGAAACAGUGUACAAUAUUAGGUAGUUACUUUACAUGUUUUAAUUGUAGUUUUGAAUGUAUAGUGUACAGUGGCUCAUUUAAUAAGAGGCAGUAAUUUUGAAAUUGAAGAAAACAUAUCCAAGAUUAUCUGGAGAGUGCAGUUGUCAAGAUUUAGGUAAGAAAUCCCCUCAAACUGCCUAAAUUUUAUUGUUAAGUUGUCCUUUGCAGUGCGCAUGCCCGGCAUGAUUUUAAUUGAUGCAGAAUCACUUUCAACUUUGUCAUUAUUUGCCCCUGCUAUGGAGAUGAUCGUUUUAAUUUAUCAAUUGAUUGAGUUUAUAUUUUUUUUGGUCAAAAAUGUGUGUUCAACUUGGUAGGCAGAAAUAUACUAAGGAUGCCUUUUUUGUUCAUAACUAAUAAAAUUCAUAUCAAAACCUGUUGUGCUGUGGGAGUGGGGAAUCAGAGGCUUUUUUUUACAUCAUGUAUUUUAAAGUGUAUUUUUUGAGUAUAUCUUCUGAACCAUGCAACUCAAUACCUUUUUAUAUUUUUUUAUAAAUGUUACACUUCUAUUUCAAGAAGAGUUAAAAGCUCUGAAAGCGUACCUUAACACAUUUACCAUUUUUUUUUGUUUGUAACCAGAAACGUGCAUAAUAGUCUUUUGGCCUUAUCUGUUGUGUUUUCGUGUAGAUUUGAUAUUUGAAAGGGCAGAUAGUGGAUAUGUGUACACUGAGGAGUUAUUUAUUAAUGAGGCUGAACUGGUUGGGUGGGUGUUAGCCUCUGGUUUACAGUUCAGUACCUAUUGUUUGUCCUUUCAAAUAUGUGAUUUGUAAUAGCUCUUUCCAUAUGAAAGGAUCUGGUUUAUUUAAAUAAAGCAGCUGAUGCUUUUUUCACUUGACCAAAUAAAGUGUUAACUUUUUUUUC